Molecule: messenger RNA, 1275 nt
Organism: Phymastichus coffea
Lineage: Eukaryota; Metazoa; Arthropoda; Insecta; Hymenoptera; Eulophidae
Gene: eIF2Balpha
Product: translation initiation factor eIF-2B subunit alpha
Exons: 8
Coding region: 140-1051 (303 amino acids)
Biological process (GO): translational initiation
Cellular component (GO): eukaryotic translation initiation factor 2B complex
Molecular function (GO): guanyl-nucleotide exchange factor activity; translation initiation factor activity
Source: RefSeq, a predicted model, not a curated record
GCAUUUCAAGUUUUGGUCAAGACUCAGAUAUAUAGACAGCGAAUAAAUUAUAACCUCGCUAUGAACUUACCAUAAGUGAAACGAUUGUUAUAGUUGUUAUUUUUGAUUUGUUAUGGUUAAUAUGUCGAAUUAAAUAAAAAUGGAAACCGAAGAAAUUUGUCAGUACUUCAACCAGAUUAUUGAAAAUGAAAAAGACGUUUCAGCUGGUAUAGCUGCUAUUCGUACACUCUUAAAAGUUUUAGAAAAGUCUAAAUCUGGGACAAUGCAAGAAUUUGCAUCGGUAGAAUAUCGAAAGGCAGUUGAGGCAAUGAAAAUGACAGAUCAUCCUGUUACAGCUAUUGCUUCUGGAAGUGAAUUAUUCUUUAGAUUUAUUACUUUAAAGAAAAUAGAUGCUGCUCGAUCAGUUGAUGAGUGUAAACAAAUUAUGAUGACAAGAGGAAAAAUUUUUUAUGACACAUUAAUCAAAGCAAGGGAUAAGAUUGCCAAGCUUGCAUCUACUUUUAUUGCAGAUGGAUCAAAAAUUUUAACACAUUCACGAUCUAGAGUGGUUUUACAAACAAUGAAGCAAGCUGUUGCUAACAAAAAAAUAUUUGAAGUUUAUGUUACAGAUUCUUCUCCAGAUAAUAGUGGCCAGGAAAUGUGUCAAAAUCUAAGGGAUCUUGGCAUUUCUUGCACACUGAUAUUAGAUUCAACUGUGGGAUACAUAAUGGAACAAGUUGAUAUGGUAAUGAUUGGAGCUGAAGGAGUUGCAGAAAGUGGUGGAAUUAUUAAUAAAGUUGGAACCUAUACAAUGGCUAUUUGUGCAAAGGAAAUGAAAAAACCAGUGUAUGCAUUAACAGAAUCUUUCAAAUUUUCGCGAAUAUAUCCUCUCAACCAAGUUGAUCUUCCUGAUGAAUUUAAAUACACAUCUAGUACAUUGAAGAAAGAUCUCAAAAAGGAACAUCCUUUAGUUGAUUAUACACCACCACAUUACAUUACACUUCUCUUCACUGAUCUUGGAAUAUUAACACCAUCAGCUGUCAGCGACGAACUUAUAAAUAUCUAUCUUUAAUGUAAAAAGAAAGUGAGUGAAUGUUUUAUUUAUAGUACAAAACUACAACUAAAAGUGUUUGGAAACGUCAAAUUUAUUGUAACAUUUUUUACCUAUACAGAAGUUAUUAAUUUUGUAAAAAUCGUGCAUAAAAAUUUUCAAUGCAGCAGAAUUUUAAUAAGUGUACAAUACAAUAUUUGAAUAAUAAUGUACAUAUACGUAUAUUUUUAUAGACUUUCAAAUGA